Molecule: messenger RNA, 1713 nt
Organism: Spea bombifrons (plains spadefoot toad)
Lineage: Eukaryota; Metazoa; Chordata; Amphibia; Anura; Pelobatidae
Gene: NAT16
Product: N-acetyltransferase 16 (putative)
Exons: 4
Coding region: 249-1223 (324 amino acids)
Molecular function (GO): acyltransferase activity, transferring groups other than amino-acyl groups
Source: RefSeq, a predicted model, not a curated record
AAGAGAGACAGAUGCAGAGGAGAGAAAGCAGGAGACUGAGAGAGACGGGAAGAGAGGACACGGGAUCCGCAUACAUAGCAUCCAGCCGCUCUCUUGUUCUUGCUCGUUCAGUGGUUUUGAUCUCUCACUGGCUCACGUGUUCUCCGGUGGCAUCUGGUCUGGUGGCCCACUCCUUUCUGUGACCUUGUUGCUCGUUCCCGUGGCUCCAUCUCUUUUUCCCGGGUAUACCUGGCUCCAGUAGCCUCCUCAUGAAGCUAGAGGCAAUCCCCGGUGUUCCCCAAGAUGGGGAUUUGGAAUUUGUUUUGGCUACUGACAAGGAAUUUGAAGAGGUCGUGUCCAUAUCCGAAGGUAUAUAUGGGGGUCUGGAUUACCUGCCGAGUCGCUACCAUAGCUGGGUAGGAGAGAAGGACAGGAUGGUUGUGCUGGCGAAGAAAGGAGGGGAUGUGAUCGCUCUUCUUUCCAUGUUCGUGGUGGACGGAGGACAGACAGCCUUGCUCGAGGGACUUCGCGUGGCCCCGUGGGAGCGCGGCAGAGGUGUGGCGGGAGUACUGCAGAGGUUCUGCUGCCAGCUGGUGAAGCACCGCUACCCAAGUGUAAAAGUGAUGAGGCUGACGAGGGAUGACAAACUGACUCCGAAGGAGCUGAACAAAUACAGAGUGAUCGCCAAACAGGGCAUCCUCCUUGUCCGUUUUAACGCACCUGACCUUUCUGCCCGUCUUUCUUCCCUUGCUUUAACCCCUGGGCCUUCUCGCCCACCACCACCCAUCCUCCUGACUCCAGAUGAUGUCCGUGAUGUCUUCCUGGAACGAGGAGGCCUCUUGAAGGAUCUCCUUCCCAAUCAAACCAUCAUCCAGGACUGGCAGCCCUUCCAGGCCCUGCCUGAUAACCACGACCUGCUACUCCGCAAGUCCUUGCGCUGGAUGGCUGAUGAUGUUGCGCGGCCUCGGGUGGCUACUCUCUGCACCCCACCUUUCCCUGUCCCAGCCGGGCCCCUCUGCUUCUACCUCAACAUCGAUGUCUUUGGUUCGGGGUUGAGGGGGGCGCAAGAGCAGCUGCUGUCUCACCUGGCGGCGCAUGCCCCAUCCCUGCCAGGGGAUGUAAGAUGCCAGCUCUUCCUGCCUCCAAACAUGUGGAGGCCCAUGGCUGAUUUUUGCACAUCUGUGCUGGGCAUGCAUUUGGAGAAAGGCUAUACAGAUCAAUACCUCCUGGAAGCUGAUAUAUAGGACUGCGGUGCAAUGCAAACACUGCCUAUCUAGAAUGGGCAGGAGGUUAACCCCCUUCUGUAAUCAAUAACCCCCCUCCUUAGCUGAGCCUUUCCCUGUUGAUAAGUCUGAGCCCUGCUUUACAUUUGGUUAAACACAUACACACACACACUAUAUAUAUAUAUAUACAUAUAUAUAUAUAUACUGUUACGCAAGAAACCUGACCCUUAUCUCAUGGUCAUCAUCUGUAUAUACAUCUAUGCUAUAGAGGAUGCGUCACUGUAUAUAGUAUGAAUGGGUGUGUACGUACAUAUAUUUGUUAGUAUUAAGUCCAGACAACUGCUAUUUACAGAACUAGCCAGACUAUAUUGAUAUUACCAAGACCCUGAUUCCACCUGUUCACAAGGAGCUGUCUUGGUGCUUAAUUUAAUGGUUGGUGUCAUUUUUUUCACCAUCGUGGUUUUUUUUUUUAAACAUCGAGUAAAGCUAAUCAGGAGUAAUUUUCAUUUUA